Messenger RNA from Colletotrichum navitas, 797 nucleotides. RefSeq lists its product as uncharacterized. Bases 113 to 592 code for a protein of 159 amino acids. Lineage: Eukaryota; Fungi; Ascomycota; Sordariomycetes; Glomerellales; Glomerellaceae. The record is from RefSeq and is a predicted model, not a curated record. The transcript has 2 exons.
CGGUCCUCGAGACCCAAAUUACCAAAGGGCUAAGGGGGGAGAUCCGGGGACAAGAGCUGGGCGAGACUUCUAGAACACGGAGCAGAUCUUCCUCCACACCCCCGCCUGCAGCAUGCAGGGAGGUGCCGAGUUGAGAGGCCAAGGCCGAAAGCCGGCCUUGCAGCAGCAGCAGCAGCAGCAGCAGCAGCAACGCGCCAGCGCGAGUUCUGGAGUUUGGCGGCAUGGCUCAGGCAAGAGGCGCCGGGAUACAAACCGCAUCAUGGAAGGCCCCUGGGCGGGAACGGGGCGGGAUCCAUGGGAUGGGCAUCUCGCGCCGCUGGCGCUAGCCGAAGGCUUGGGACGAGCAGUGGCCAACGACGGCUGUCGGCCUUCCCUCCACCUCUUGGUUGGUUUCCUGCAGCGUGCGUCCCGUGGUGCGAUCAGCUCGGCUUUUCAUAUGACGGGUGUGUUACCUGAGAUCGAAGCCGUCGGUGAGACAAGAUUUGAAUUACCCGCUUUCUCGAGGGAAGGGCAAGCAUCCUUGGGUUGCACACAUAUGCAGCACAUGAUGGUCGGAGAUGCUGGCCAGAGAGCAAGCGGCCACGUCAACUAGGAGACUGGGAAUGGGAAAAGUGCAAUCGAAGGGUCGUAACCGGACAUGGAUACCUUACUGCCCCCCCGCACCCCUUCCCCCACCCCCCAAAUAUCUUGAUGGCAUACGCACGAUCAUCAGGUGUGAAAAAGACCUGAAUCGAUCGAAACGGCAUCCCGGGGCUGUCGAGAUACAUUAUUGAACAAAGGGUGUCAGAUAGAGCGUG